Molecule: messenger RNA, 1228 nt
Organism: Hipposideros armiger (great roundleaf bat)
Lineage: Eukaryota; Metazoa; Chordata; Mammalia; Chiroptera; Hipposideridae
Gene: MCHR2
Product: melanin concentrating hormone receptor 2
Exons: 5
Coding region: 34-1056 (340 amino acids)
Biological process (GO): neuropeptide signaling pathway
Cellular component (GO): neuron projection; plasma membrane
Molecular function (GO): G protein-coupled receptor activity; neuropeptide binding
Source: RefSeq, a predicted model, not a curated record
UUCACAGCUUUAACCACUGGAAGUUCAUGAACAAUGAAUUCACUUUACUCCUCCUGUUGGAACACCUCUGCUGAAAUUUUGAACAAAUCCUGGAAUAAAGGGUUUGCUUAUCAAACCCUCAGCACUGUGGACACAGUCAUCCUCCCUUCCAUGAUUGGGAUUAUCUGCUCAUCAGGGCUGGUUGGCAACAUCCUCGUUGUAUUCACUAUAAUAAGGUCCAGGAAAAAAACAAUUCCUGACAUUUAUAUCUGCAACCUGGCUGUCGCUGAUCUGGUCCACAUCAUUGGAAUGCCUUUUCUUAUUCACCAGUGGGCCCGGGGAGGAGAAUGGGUUUUUGGGGGUCCGCUAUGCACCAUCAUUACAUCCCUGGAUACCUGCAACCAGUUUGCCUGUAGUGCCAUCAUGACUGUAAUGAGCGUGGACAGGUACUUGGCUCUCGUCCAGCCAUUUCGACUUGUGAGUUGGAGAACAAGGUACAAGACCAUCCGCAUCAAUUUGGGCCUCUGGGCAGCUUCCUUCAUUCUGGCGUGGCCUGUCUGGGUCUACUCGAAGGUCAUCAAAUUUAAGGACGGCGUGGAAAGUUGUGCUUUUGAUUUAACAUCCCCUGAUGAUGUACUCUGGUACACACUUUAUUUGACGAUAACAACUUUUUUUUUCCCUUUACCCUUGAUUUUGGUGUGCUAUAUUUUAAUUUUAUGCUAUACUUGGGAGAUGUAUCAACAGAAUAAGGAUGCCAGAUGUUACAAUCCCAGUGUUCCAAGGCAGAGGGUGAUGAAGCUGACAAAGAUGGUGCUGGUGCUUGUGGCAGUCUUUAUCCUAAGUGCUGCCCCCUAUCACGUGAUACAACUGGUGAACUUACAGAUGGAGCAGCCCACGCUGGCUUUCUAUGUGAGCUAUUACCUCUCCAUCUGUCUCAGCUAUGCCAGCAGCAGCAUUAACCCUUUUCUCUACAUCCUGCUAAGUGGAAAUUUCCGGAAACGCCUGCCUCAAGUGAAAAGGGCAGUGACUGAAAGGGAAAUCCACCAUUUGGAAAACACAUUGAAAUUGAGAUUUUAGGAGAGUACAUCAAUCACCAACCAUCUUGACAGGCUUAUCUACUUUAUUGGUAUUAUUAGAAAGGGCAGGCAAAACAAUGGGCUUGUGUCUAUUCUUCUUGUGUAUUUAUGACUCUUAGUAGCAUAGAACAGAAUUGUAACCAUUCAAAUGCAAUGAAUGUAAUAUGCUAACU